Molecule: messenger RNA, 2484 nt
Organism: Tinamus guttatus (white-throated tinamou)
Lineage: Eukaryota; Metazoa; Chordata; Aves; Tinamiformes; Tinamidae
Source: RefSeq, a predicted model, not a curated record
AAAUUUGGGGAGGGAAACGGGAGCGACGGCGACGAAAAAGAGGCAAAAACGGGAAAAAAGGGCAAAAACGGCGAAAACGGCAAAAACGGCGAAAACAGCGAAAACGGCAAAUCCGAGAGCGGCUCCGAGGAGGAGAAAUCCCGGGAAAAUGGGGCAAAAAGGGACCAAAACGGGAGCGACUCCGAGGGCGAAAAGCACCAAAAAGGAGGGUCGAAAAAGAGGGAAAACGGCUCCGAGGAGGGAAAAACUGUGGAAAAUGGGGCAAAAAGGGGCAAAUUCGAGAGCGGCUCUGAGGAGGAAAAACUGCUCAGAAAAAGGGGGAAAAAGGGUAAAUUGGAGAGUGAUUCCGAGGAGGAAAAACCCCUAAAACGGGGCAAAAUUGAGAGCGAUUCCGAGCAUGGAAAAACCUUUAAAAAAAGAGCAAAAAAAGGGAAAAUUGAGAGCGAUUCUGAGGAUGAAAAACCUCUAAAAAGCAGACCUAAAAAUGGGAAAAUUGAGAGUGAUUCUGAGGAUGAAAAACCUCUAAAAAACAGACCUAAAAAUGGGAAAAUUGAGAGUGAUUUUGAGGAUGAAAAACAUCUAAAAAAGGACAAAAAUGAGAGCGAUUCUGAUGAUGAAAAACCGCUAAAAAAAGGACCAAAAAAGGGGAAAAUUGAGAGUGAUUCUGAGGAUGAAAAACCCCUAAAAAAAGGACUGAAAAAAGGGAAAAAUGAGAGCGAUUCCGAAAACGAAAAACCUGUAAAAAAAGGACCUAAAAAUGGGAAAAUUGAGAGCGAUUCUGAGGAUGAAAAACCCCUAAAAAAGGGCAAAAUUGGGAGUGAUUCUGAUGAUGAAAAACCUCUUAAAAAAGGACCCAAAAAGGGCCAAAAUGAGAGCGAUUCCGAGGAUGAAAAACCACUAAAAAAAGGACCAAAAAAAGGGAAAAUUGAGAGUGAUUCUGAGAAUGAAAAACCUCUAAAAAAAGACAAAAACGAGAGUGAUUUUGAGGAUGAAAAACUCCUAAAAAAAGGACCGAAAAAAGGGAAAAUUGAGAGCGAUUCCGAGGAGGAAAAACUCCUUAAAAAGGGCAAAAAUGAGAGCGAUUUUGAGAACGAAAAAUUUCUAAAAAAGGGACCCAAAAAGGCUGAAAAUGAGAGCGAUUCUGAGGAUGAAAAACCCUUAAAAAAGGGUCAAAAUGAGAGUGAUUCCGAGGAUAAAAAACCCCUAAAAAAAGGACCCAAAAAGGGAAAAAUUGAGAGCGAUUCUGAAGACAAAAAACUUGCCGAAAAGGAGAGGAGGCCAUUGAAAAAAGGGGGAAAAAAGGGCAAAAAAGGGACUGAAUCCGAGGAGGAAGAGGAGGAGAAGCCGAGGAGGAAGGGCCGGAAAAGAAGCGAAUCCCAAUCGGAAUCUGAGGCCGGAUCCGAGUCCGAAUCGGAAUCCGAGGCCGAAAAGGAGAGGAGGCCAUUGAAAAAAGAGGCCAAAAAGGCCCAAAAAGGGCCGGAAUCCGAGGAGAAAAGGAGGCCUCGGAGGAGCGAAUCCCGGUCGGAAUCCGAGGCCGGAUCCGGAUCCGAGUCCGAAAAGGAGAGGAGGCCAUUGAAAAAUGCAGGAAAAAAGGGCAAAAAAGGGAUGGAAUCAGAGGAGGAAGAGAAGGAGAAGCCGAGGAGGAAGGGCCGGAAAAGAAGCAAAUCCCGUUUGGAAUCUGAGGCCCAAUCGGAAUCCGAGGCCGAAUCCGAGUCCGAAUCGGAAUCUGAGGCCAAAGAAAAGGGGAGGCCAUUGAAAAAAGAGGCCAAAAAGGGCAAAAAAGGGACGGAAUCCGAGGAGGAAGAGGAGGAGGGGAGGCCUCUGAGGAAGGCCCGGAAAAGAAGCGAAUCCCAGUCGGAAUCCGAGGCCGGAUCCGAGUCCGAAUCGGAAUCCGAGGCCGAAAAGGGGAGGAGGCCAUUGAAAAAAGAGGCCAAAAAAGGCAAAAAAGGGCCGGAAUCCGAGGAGAAAAGGAGGCCUCGGAGGAGCGAAUCCCGGUCGGAAUCCGAGGCCGGAUCCGGAUCCGAGGCCGAAAAGGAGAGGAGGCCAUUGAAAAAUGCAGGAAAAAAGGGCAAAAAAGGGAUGGAAUCAGAGGAGGAAGAGAAGGAGAAGCCGAGGAGGAAGGGCCGGAAAAGAAGCGAAUCCCAAUCGGAAUCUGAGGCCGGAUCCGAGUCCGAAUCGGAAUCCGAGGCCGAAAAGGAGAGGAGGCCAUUGAAAAAAGAGGCCAAAAAGGGCAAAAAAGGGACUGAAUCUGAGGAGAAAAGGAGGCCUGGGAGAAAAAGCGAAUCCCGGUCGGAAUCCGAGUCCGAAUCGGAAUCCGAGGCCAAAAAGAAGAGGAGGCCAUUGAAAAAAGAGGCCAAAAAGGGCAAAAAAGGGACGGAAUCCGAGGAGGAAGAGGAGGAGGGGAGGCCUCUGAGGAAGGCCCGGAAAAGAAGCGAAUCCCAGUCGGAAUCCGAGGCCGGAUCCGAGUCCGAAUCGGAAUCCGAG